Molecule: messenger RNA, 1080 nt
Organism: Rhopilema esculentum
Lineage: Eukaryota; Metazoa; Cnidaria; Scyphozoa; Rhizostomeae; Rhizostomatidae
Source: RefSeq, a predicted model, not a curated record
AUGAAUUUUUCACAAAAGCAAUUCGAAAACCAAAUUGAAGAAAUUAAUCGACUUAAACAUCAGCUUGAACAAUCUAAACAGGCUUAUGACUGUUUAUAUCAACAACUCCAGAAUUUACUACGUCAUCGUUUUGGCACACAGUCAGAACGCGACAUUGAUCCCAACGAUCCUCAGGGCGAUUUCUUCAUUGAGGAUAAUACGGCAAGCCAUGUAGAGCCAGAAGAGCAUGCCGAGAUUAACAUACUGGCACAUACGCGCAAGGUUAAAAAGAAAAAGGGUCUAUCACAGUACCCACGCAUCAUUGAAAUCAUUCCUGUACCUGAUGACGAGAAGCAAUGCUCAUGUGGCUGCAUGAAAAAAGUAAUACGCCAUGAGAUAAAAGAAUUAUUUGAUUACAUACCAGCUGUUUUCCGUAUCGUUGAGCAACGACGCGAGGUGGUUGCGUGCCCAAAAGGUUGUGGUACGAUUCAAACCGCAGCAGCGCCUUUACAUGUACUGCCUAAAGUUAAAGCGACUGAAUCGCUGCUAGCGCAUGUUGUUGUUUCUAAGUUUUAUAACAGGCAACCGUUAUACCAUUUAGAGAAAUAUGGUCACCCAGUCGAGAUGUCACGUAAAACCAUGGCAAGCUGGAUGAUUCAGUUGGUAACGCCCUUGCAACCUGUUUUUAAUCUCAUGAAAGAUCACAUUAUCGAUUAUAAUAUCGCGAGUAUUGACGCCACAACACUACAGGUUUUAAAUGAGCCUGGGCGCCCAGCUAAACGCAAGUCGUAUCUUUAUUGCUUGCGAGGCGGGCCGCCAGAUAUGCCAGCUAUUUUAUACAGUUACAAUGCACUGAAACAAAAGCAAUUCGUCGAUGAAUGGCUGGAAGGAUUUAGUGGCUGCAUUCAUAUGGAUGCUGAUUUUUUCUUCAGCGCGCUGCUUGCUGAUUCUAACGUGUUACCCAGUUACUGUAAUGCGCAUGCAAGGCGCCGUUUUGAGCAGGUCAAGAAGCUGGCCAAGAAGAAUGGAUUAGCGCAUGAAGCAAUACGUUAUUAUAAGAAGCUUUACAGAGUUGAGCGAUAUGCAAAAAUAACAACAUGA